GCCGCGCGACACGGUGAGCUGGAGCUGGGGGUGGAUGCGUCCCCGGAGUCCGGAGAGCGUGUGUGUGUCCGGGAUGGAGGCAGUAAACUGAGGAAAAACAUUAGCGUUUUCUGGCUGCUAGCAACUUGUAACUUGUCCUCGUCCCGCCUGAUCGGCCUGGCCUCAUGGAUCCCGGUGGAAGUGAACUGGACUCCAGCUUGCCUCAGCCUGAGAACCCGUGCCUGAUCGUGGAGGACUCCCAGCCGGACAGCGUCGCUCUGGAGGACGACCCCGAGAGCAGCUACCGAGCUCUUCUGUCCCGCCGCCUGUCCAACCUGCAGCCCACCGCCCGCAGCCCGGUUCUGGAACUGAUAUCCUCCCCACUCGGAAACAGAUGCUCUCAGACUGACAGCCAAACUGAGAACUCCCAGAGCAACAGCCAGGCUGGACCAGGCACUCUGGCGACUGCCAGCCCCAGUUCAGCAUUCCAGGAGGAGAGUCAAGUCAUAAACAUCUGCCCUCCUCCGAAUAAGAAAAAGUGUGCAUCAGAGGACACUGAUAUGGAUUCUGGUGCUGAUUCUACCACUCACUGUGUUGAGUCUGAAAGUGGAACAUCUCAGUUUGGUUUUCUUGAGCUUUCUCAGAGCCAGUGUCUGGUAAUAAACAGUCAGGAGGAAGAGGAUGUUGUCCCUCAGUCAGACAGCGAGAGGCACACCAAACUAGCUGAACAAAACAUCAGAACUGGGACGUCAGAGAGUCAGAACAACAAAUCAGUGAGAUCUGAGGUGAGCUCCAGCAGCUCGUCAGAGCCCAGGUGUCAGACAGGCAGGCAGCUGAGUGUCCAGGCCCUGCUACACUCCCAGGGCUUACAUACCUCUGGGGACCAGGACCAGCAGGACUCUGAAAUACUGUCCUCACAAGAGGACAUGUUCGAUGCUGACAAGACAGGUGCUGCUGUGGACAGCACAGUGUCUGAGCCAGAUAACCAGGGUCUUCCUACUGCAACACCAGCCCAUACCCUGCGACUGCUGCAUCUCUCAGGCCAGGGCACUCUGGUGCAAGAGAGCCUAUCCCAGAGCUCUGUUGACUAUGUAGCCCCCACACCAGACAACUUCAGCCAGACUCCUUUAAUUGUUCCCAGUUCACCAACAGAGCCAGAGAAUCAACAUGGUGCUGAUGAGCCAAUGGACACUUCACUGCCUCCAGAUGACCGAUCAGGGAAAAAAGAAGAAGAGCCGAUGGAGACGGAACCUGUCUCUAAGCCACGCCCAUCCGCAUCCACUCCUGUGUCUCAGAAUUCUCCUGAUUUUGUUUUGGAGAGAACUCUGUCUAUGCCGUCCCAGCCUGAAUUCUCUCAUGAUGUGUUUGUCCCGACUCAGAGCCAGGAGGUUGGGAACAGCACCGCAGCUCCACAAGAUUCACAUAAGAAGAAGCUGACAGCAUCCGCGCCAUUGCCUCACGAGACACAAACUCCACCUCUGGAGUCAGCACCGUCCACUCUGUCUUUGCAGCUCUCUGUGAACACUGAGAGCUGUAGCGCAGCUCAGCAGACUUCAGAGCACAUUGAGGACGACAGUCAGGCCACACAGAUAGAGGAGGUGGAAGAGCCGCUCGGUGUCGACACUAAUGACUCUGCGAACUCACGCUGCUCUCAGAAAAGUGAGAGCAAUGGUGUCCCCUCAGAAACAAAAAUGGCUGCUGAUUCCAAAUCUUCCAAAAUUCCUGACUCACCGAAGCACCACAGCGAAAGUGCCAGAACUGAGGAGUCCAGUCCAUCACAAAAGUCUGACACAAAGAAACGGACCACAGCAGCUUUGAAUGUACAAAAUGUGAAUGUAAGCGACAGUAACAAUGGGAGCAAAUCAGCGAGCUCUGUAGACAAAGCAUCGCUGUCACAACCAAAGUUUGACACAGUAGACUUGACUGUUAACAGCUGUGUGCAGGAAACUCCCUCAGACACUACAGCCAGUAGUUUGGCCUCACAGUCUGGGUUCUCUCAGACAUCUAGUAUAGAUGUGGUGAAGAGUGUGGAGAGUGCUACAGACUCAAAAAGAGAGGAAACUGUGAAGAGUCAGUCAGUGGAGUCAGCCUUACAGGAAUGUGGGACAGCUGGUAACAGGAAAGCAGAGAAAGACAUGAUGGAUGAGGGUGAGCAGGAGGAAGAGGUAGAGGAGGAAGUGGUGAUGGAGGAGGGAGAGGAGAGCACAGUGGGAGCUGAGAGCUCAGGUCUGGGUUUGGCUCUCUCCCAGAGCCAGGUGUUAUCUCCGGAGCCCAUGGAGGAAGAGAGUGGAGAACAGGAAGAGGAGAAUGGCUGCAUCUUGGUGCUUAAAGAGAGCGAGGCAGCCUCUCAGAUCCUUGGAAAAGAGGCAUCAUCUGAGUCAAAGACGAGUGCUUCCCAGCCAGUCACAAACAAAGUGCCUGUCUCCACCAAUGGCCACAGGUCUCAGUCUCAGUCUAAGGAGGACCAGGUAGCUCCUGGCAGGGAGGCACCUGAACCAGAGGGGCUCAAAGACAAGAGCCUCAGUGAUAGCUCAGGAGAAAUCCCCUUCCAUUUCACACUUCCUAAGGAAGGGGAGGUGAUUGGGCCUACUGUCAGUGCCACACCCCCUCUGGUCAACCAGCUGAAGCAGACGCCAAGACACAGCACUCCGAUUGAGAUCACUUCUUUUUCGGAAAAGUCAGAUGUGGUGGGUGAUGUCUCUGCGGAUACUGCAAUGGCAGCCAGUGACAUUGUGUCUGGGGAAAGUGGGGAGGACACGGUUGAAAAAGGAGAUGGGAAGCUGAGCCUGCGGAUGAAACUAGUGACCCCCGUUGAAGAGAGCAGCUCAGAUCGCUUCAGCCUGCAGAAGCCAGCACUAUCAGGCGAGGAAGGAUCUGUUGUCAAGGUUACCACUGUUCCCAAGGCUGUUACCAGUCCGUCAGUGUUCAGUCGUGUCAGGCAGGUUCACAGACAGCUGGAGUCAGAGAGCAACAGCCAGCCAGCUGGCAACACUACACCUGUCAGGGGGGAGCUCUUUGUCACACCACAGAGGUGUUCUCCGACCUCGUCGCUGGGAUGCCACAGCCUCCCUAACAGCCAGUCAGAGCCUGCCUCCUGCGCACACCAGGAAGUGUUGGCAACACCUUUGGAGACUGCAAACGAGCCAUCUGCCUCUGCUUCUGAGUCUGGAGCUAUUGCUGAGGAAAGACAGGAGCCUGGAGCACCGGAGCCGUCCACCCCAAACAGGGCAGUUUCCAGACAAAAGGCAGUUUCCCAGCAAACCAGCUUUGACCACACCAUCACCCUCAGUCCACCCAACAAGCUCCAGCAGAGGACUGUCUCGCAGCAGACCAGCUUUGAUGGCCCAGGACUGCGCUCUCCAGCCAGCAGGGGUGAGCCAGAGUCCCCAUCUUUUAGAAGAACUUUUGGCCCAUCCCACCGCAGACAUGUUCGCACCAUCCAAGAAGUGCGGACCACCAUCACACGCAUCAUUACAGAUGUGUAUUAUGAAGAUGGAAAAGAGGUGGACCGCAAAGUUACUGAGGAGACUGAGGUGCCAGUGGUAGACUGCCAGGUUUUGGAUGGCGACAUCUCCCCAUGCCGCACGGGCAGCUCCAUGACCUCUGGUGAUCUUGCAGAUGUCAGCUCCCUGUCGUCUAAAGCCUCCAGCUUGCAGCACAGCUCUGGAGGAACCAGCAGUAGCACAGGCAAUGCCAGACCUGACUUCAUCAUGCCACCCAGCCGAGGGGCCAGAUCUAUCAGCCCCAGGAGGGGAGGUGGGCAGCAACAGAGGGGUCACAGGGGUCACAGGGCAGGGUCAGUGGUUACAAAGGAAAGAGGUUACGGCACCCCAGGGUCCCGGGCCUUCAUCCCAAUGACCACCAGAGGAAGGGCUAGGAGGGGCCGACCCCCAUGCCGCUCUUCCCUAUCUAGGAGAGGUGGUAUUGGCGCAGUCCACAGGGCGGGUGUUCACGGCCACCUCCAGUUCUCCUCAGAGGAUGAGCCCUAUACUCGUUUGUAUCCUCGCCGCCUUCCUGACAGCCCCACAGACACCGAGCUACCCAGCCACUCCGACUCCCUCAGGUCAUCUCCAGAGGAUACGAGCUCAGCCGGAAGCAGUUUUGUUGGACUGCGGGUGGUGGCCAAGUGGUCCUCCAAUGGCUAUUUCUACUCAGGCCGCAUCAUCAAGGACGCCGGGGAGGGGAGGUUCCGCCUGCGUUUCGAUGAUGGCUAUGAGUGUGAGGUGGCAGGGAAGGACAUCCUGCUGUGUGAUCCCAUUCCCCUGGAAACAGAGGUCACUGCUCUGCUGGAAGACGAGUACUUCAGCGUAGGUGUUGUGAAGGGCCAUAAAACCGAGAGCCACGAGCUGUUCUACAGUGUGGAGAGGGAGGGUCAGCGGCAGUGGUACAGCAGGAGCUCGGUCAUCCUGUCCCUGGAGCAAGGCAACAAGCUGAGGGAGCAGCACAGCCUGGGGCCCUACGAGCCUGCCACUCCGCUGGCCAAGGCCUCCGACAUCAGCCUGGAUAACCUGGUGGAAGGGAAGAGGAGGCGCAGGGGAGGCCCUGAGGGUCAGGUGACUCCUAACCGCAGUUCGUCCAGCAGCCCCCGCACCCCCGGCCCGUCUGGGAAGAGGAAGCUGAUGAGCUCUGUGGAGAGGACUCCAGCCAAAAGAGGCCGCAGAGGCCCAGGUGCCAGAGCUGCUCAGCGUGUUGGUGUCUGUAACACGUCUGGCAGUGGCACAGACCUUCCCGGCCAGUCUUGUGACUUGGCACAGACCCAUGGCCCGCUGCCCCAGAACACAUCUCUCUUCAUGGGCUUUGCCUUCAUGCUGACUGCUUCAUCUGAGAGCGAUCGACUGACCAACACGCUAGCCAGCGAUGAUGAUGAAGAAUAUGUGCAGACAGCUCCAUACAACAAAGGCUACACUGAGUCCCAGCUGCAGGCAGGUGGAGGCUUCAUCUUGCUCGACUUCAAUGAGGAACAGUGCAAGGCAGCAUACCAGAGCCUGCUUAUUGCGGACCAGCACUGCCGUACCACGAAGUACUUGCUGUGUGUAGCCAGUGGUGUGCCAUGCGUCUCUCACAUAUGGGUACGAGACUGCUGCAAAGAGAACAAGCUGCUCAACUACAGGAACUACCUGCUGCCCGCUGGCAUCGGCCCAGACGACAGCAUAGUGGAAUGGCACCCUCGUUGCAGCCCAUUCAAGUCCUUGCGGGUGCUGCUGGUGUUUGAGGAACCGGUGGAGCUGUGGGCUCAGCUCCUCACCUUGAGUGGCGCCUCCACUGUCAGGCAGUUCCAGUCAGACAAAGAUAGUUCUGACAUCCCUGCAGGCAAGUUUGACGUUGUGGUGACAGACAACGCCUGCCCACCGUUGGUCCAGAAGAGUGUGACAUCACAGAAAGUCCCACUGGUGUCUCCUGAGUGGCUGAUCCAGAGUCUGAUCUCUGGGGAAUGUUUGGGUUACCAUAGCAAGCCUCAGUAUCACCAUGACUACCGCUCAUCAUAAUCUGACUCCACGUGUUAAUUAAACGGCCUUCAACCAUGUUAAAUGUCCAGUAUUAGUUAUGUUGCAUGCCUUUGUUGUAUAUAAUUUUAACCAGUUUGUUUUUAUGAAAUAAUAAACUGUGACAGUUGUUUCAUUUUAA
Molecule: messenger RNA, 5604 nt
Organism: Myripristis murdjan (pinecone soldierfish)
Lineage: Eukaryota; Metazoa; Chordata; Actinopteri; Holocentriformes; Holocentridae
Gene: tp53bp1
Product: tumor protein p53 binding protein, 1
Exons: 29
Coding region: 165-5465 (1766 amino acids)
Biological process (GO): positive regulation of transcription by RNA polymerase II; DNA damage checkpoint signaling
Cellular component (GO): nucleus
Molecular function (GO): histone binding
Source: RefSeq, a predicted model, not a curated record